CUAACACUCUGAAUGAAAGCUGAAUCACUCGCCUGCACUCGUCAGCAUCAGUCGCCAUAACAAAAAGAUUCGAACUUUGUGGCCGGUGAGAUUCAGGAAAACCCGAGCGCACAAUCCCAGCACAACACUCUCUCCUGCAACUUCCAACUGUUCGCUGAUUCGCUCCUUCUUCUUUCCCCCUUCUCCUACCUGGGUUCGGAUCAAAGGACCCCCAGAGCUCAAACCUUCUCGCACUUUCCGCUCCAUCCAAACACCCUCUUUUACCGCGCACUGAGUCGCAUUCUGAAGAGGUACAUCCGCGGAAGAAUGGUUAUAGCUGUAGCGGUGCUAAUUCUGGGUGUCUUACUGGGAGCCUUGUUUCUGAUUCCACGAAAAUCUGGUAAAAGCGUUUUUGGGGUGCUUUCCAUGGUGGAUGUCUUGGUGUUUCUUUAUUCCCCGUGCAUUUUGUCAAUAGAUUUCCCAGUGGUGAUAUUCGAAAGUUUGAUUAUUUCAGCUGUCGCAGAAAAGAGCCGAACAAAUGCCGCCGAUAGAAAGAAGGUAUACGGAGUCUACAGUAAAGCCGAGAUCGCCUUGCAUAACAAGAGAACUGAUUGUUGGAUCAUUGUAAAGGACAGGGUUUUCGAUGUUACCUCUUAUGUAGAAGAACAUCCCGGUGGUGAUGCAAUUUUGACGAAUGCUGGGAGCGAUUCAACCGAAGGAUUUUAUGGCCCGCAACAUCCUGGUGGAGCUUUCCAAUUGAUUGAGGACUACUGCAUUGGAGAGCUGGAGAAGUAGUCAUCAAUCUGGUUUUCGGGCUCGUCUAGGUCCGCAUUGUAUUUGUAUCAACUUGUUUCUUCUCCUGGCCGUGCUGCUGAACUGCACUGUACCGUUUCUGAGAUUAACAUUAGCUUUUUAAGGGGAAUCCCUUGAGUUAGAGCAUGUUUAUGGCCUAUGCAUAAGAAGAUAGAUAUUAAGUUAUAGCCUGGAACUCAUUUGUGCCUGAACUUGCUACCCUGUGUUCUUUAUCUCAGCAAGCAUUAUCAUGUUAAACUUGCUUAGGAGGUUCUGUUAUUUGGGAAGUAUUGUGGAAGUAGUGUUAUUACGGAAGUAGGACUAAGUUGUGGUCUUUACCCUUUGUACUUAGGAAAGGCUUCUUUGCUAUAUAUGAUGCAUCGGCAAGCCUAGUGAAACAAGCAGAAUGAGUAUUGAAGUUAAA
Linum tenue is the source of this 1195-nucleotide messenger RNA. The record is from the annotation of a GenBank genome assembly. NCBI's taxonomy places the organism in Eukaryota, Viridiplantae, Streptophyta, Magnoliopsida, Malpighiales, Linaceae.